GUACAGCUUAAAUAGAGAUACCGAAAACAUAGCAGACACACUCACAACUACAAUGGCUUCUUCUCUGCCUCAUCCCAUAGGAAAAACCUCCCUUCUCAUCACUUUAUUCCUCUUCUUCUCAUUCUUUACCUUCUUAGCUCAUGCUGUUGUUCCUCAAAACGAAACCUUCAAAUUCGAAAACUCUGGUGAACUAGGCCCUUACAUUGUUGAGUAUGGAGCUGACUACCGAAUGAUAAGCAUCUUCACCUCUCCAUUCCAAGUUGGUUUCUACAACACCACCCCAAACUCCUUCACUCUCGCUCUGCGUGUGGGCCUCCAACGCUCGGAGUCGCUCUUCCGGUGGGUCUGGGAGGCCAACAGAGGCAACCCAGUUAAAGAAAACGCCACCUUCUCGCUUGGAACCGACGGUAACCUCGUGCUUGCCGACGCUGACGGCAGAAUCGCGUGGCAAACAAACACCGCCAAUAAGGGCGUGGUGGCGUUCAGGUUACUUCCAAAUGGCAACAUGGUGUUACUUGAUGCAAACGGGAAAUUCGUCUGGCAAAGUUUUGACCACCCCACCGAUACGAUCCUGGUGGGGCAGUAUCUGAGAGCUGGUGGGCCACGUGAGCUCGUUAGCAGGCUUUCCGAGAAGGAAAAUGUGAAUGGACCUUAUAGCUUGGUGUUGGAGAGUAAAGGGCUGGGCUUGUACUACAAGCCCAAGAACGCUCCCAAGCCCAUUCGCUAUUGGUCUGAAUCUUAUGUUGAAAAAGGCUCAUUGGAAAAUGUCACAUUCACAUCUGACUCAGAAAGUUUUGAAAUUGGGUUUGAUUACUUUGUUGCCAACUCUUCCAAUUUUGGCAACAGGAUCCUUGGUAGGCCAGUCAACAACAGUACCUUGACAUAUCUUAGGCUUGGAAUUGAUGGUAACAUUAAGUUCAACACUUAUUUCCUAGAUGUGCGUGAUGGUGUUUGGAAAGUGACCUACACUUUGUUUGAUAGAGAUUCUGAUGAGAGUGAGUGCCAAUUGCCACAGAGAUGUGGGAAAUUUGGGCUUUGUGAGGAAAAUCAAUGUGUUGCUUGCCCAUUGGAGAAUGGACUAUUUGGGUGGAGUAACAAUUGCAGUGCUAAGGCUGUAACAUCAUGCAAGGCAAGUGAAUUCCACUACUACAAACUUGAAGGAGUUGAGCAUUACAUGAGUAAAUACACUACUGGGGAUAGAGUAAGUGAAACUAAUUGUGGAAACAAAUGCACCAAAGACUGCAAGUGUGUGGGGUAUUUCUACAACAAGGAUAACUCAAGGUGUUGGGCAGCGUAUGAUCUACAAACCCUUACUAGAGUGGCGAAUUCCACCCAUGUAGGCUAUAUCAAGGUGCCUAAUCAGAAAUAAUUUGAGCCUCUGUCCUUGGGAUAAUUUGAAACCAUUUCUUAAUAUUGGUUUUAGAUUGCAAUAAAUUUGUGGUUUGUCUUUGUUCUCCAAGUGGAGAAGAGCAUUUGUUUAAAAUGAAUUAAGAAGUUUGCAAUGAAUAAAUAAAUAAAUGGUUUGUCUUCAAAA
This is a messenger RNA of Lotus japonicus, 1534 nucleotides long. RefSeq names its product epidermis-specific secreted glycoprotein EP1-like. The record is from RefSeq and is a predicted model, not a curated record. NCBI's taxonomy places the organism in Eukaryota, Viridiplantae, Streptophyta, Magnoliopsida, Fabales, Fabaceae. Bases 53 to 1369 code for a protein of 438 amino acids. The transcript has a single exon.